UGUAUCGUGUUAUAAAUCUGUGCAGCUGUUGACUCUUAUAGUCUUGUUGUCAAAUCUUGAAAAAAAGAGGGAAAACUUUAAGGAACUCUUUAUUACUUUGUUGUUGUAACAUCUGUUAUUAUACAUGAAUCUAAAGAAAAUAUUUCUAAGACAAAACAUUUUAAUUUCUGUAUGUUAAAAGUGAUUGACUUUUUAUAUUUAAAUAAAGUAAUGUGUGUAGACUUGUUUGUAAAAUUUCGUCAUGCCACCCAAGACUCGGGCAAAUAAAGCUUCAAAAUCUUCUAAAGAAAAUGCAUGUGUUUUUAAUACUAAUAAAUUGCAAAAAACUACUAAAGCUGUUAGACCUCCAAGAAGAGCUUUAGCUGAUAAAACCAACUCGGCAUCUGAUGACAACGUAUCAAUACUCGUAACUGAUACACAAUUAAAACAGGUUGUUUUGAUUGAUAAAACACAAGAAAAAAAUGGACUUAAUGUGGAAAGACCACGUCGAGUGAGACGCUUACCGAAACGUUAUAAUGAAAGUAAAGUUUUAAAAGAUAUAACAAGCAGUGACAUCUCUCAUCAAAAUGUAGAUUCGUUAAUUCUAGUAUCUCCGGAAGCUUCUCCUAUUAAGAAGAAAUCCACUCAAGGUAAAGGAAGCCCAAUCGUUUUAGUAACUCCAUUAAAAACUCCCGCUAGAGGUAGUAUUGUACUGAAUAAUAGUUUAAUGAAAAAGCGACCAAAACGAAUUUGCAAGCUUCCCAGUAAAUUUGAUGACCAUUCCAUAAGCCCAAGCAAGUUUAUUCCAGUGCAACCUAUUAAUGCAAGUACUCCAUUAGCAAACAAAACUAAAAAGAUUAUUAAAGGACAUGCUACAAAUGAUGUGAUAAAUAAUAAAAUAUCACCACUUAAAGAGAAUGAUAAAACAACUUCUUCACAACAGAAGACUAUUAAUCAUUUAUGUAAUAAGAAAACACCAGCAGACUCUAAAAAAAAUGCUCAGCAAAAGAGGACAAAUCCUAAAAGUCCUCAAAAUAAAUCACCCCUACAAACAAAACAAAUACAAACAACAAAGCAAAUAAACAAAAAUACCUCAAUAAAAGUUUUAGGUGAUAAUAAAAAACCACUAAAGAGAGAUUCAAGUAAACUUGAUGUUUACGAAUUUACCUAUGACCCUGAAGAAGAGCCUGCACCUACUAAGAAGAAAAAGAAAAAACAAAAGCCAACUGCAAAGCGACCAUCAAAACCCAGGAUUACUGUAAAAAGCAAUUAUGACAAGAAUUUAGCUAAAGCAUUGGCUACUUUGAAGAAUAUUGUUUCUUCCAAACCUGGUAUGCCACCUGUUCUGGAAAACAAUACAAAUGUAAAAGGGAAUUCCACACAUUUGAAUAAUCACAAUAAAGAAAUGGCCACUGCAGAGCCACAAACAAUUGAAAGCAAAGAUUUGAGUGUCACUGAGAGAAAUUAUAACUCUAUUAGAUUGGAAGACAUAGCUAAAGACAUACAAAUUGAAGAUGAUGCUAAUAUUGACUACUCACCUGUUAAUUCUCCCUGCCAUCCACAAACUCUAGUAGAGCCUAAUGACAAUCAUCAAAGCAUAAGUAAUGAUAAUAAUCUAAAUGUAGACAUUCCUAAUGUCAAUGACCCUCUUAAUUUACAAGAUGAUGCCAGUUUCUUUGAUGAACAACCCGCAGCUAGCAGUAGUAUGAAUGUAUCUGUGAAACAUCCAUUAGCAAGUCCCUGGAGAGUCGAAUUUGAAAAUUUACCAAUAAAAUGGCAGGUAAAUAGUUACGUUAAGCCUAAUAUGACGCCAGCAGUUGAGAGUUCCUUUAUAAACUUCAAUGACACAAAAAAGAAACAUGUAUACACAAAUAUGUUGCCAGAAGUUAAUGAGUCACUGCCUCAGGUUGUUGAAACCACACCUACUUUUAAACAAACAAGCAUCAUUUCAUUUAUAAAAGAAGUUGUAGACAAGAAAGAAAAGAAAAAGAAGACUAUGACUCCAGUGAAAGCUAAUUCAUUGUUUGAAGAUGUAACUAACACGUCCACAAACUCUACACAUAAGAAAACCGCAUCAAGUAAUCCAAAAGUAGUUAAUCUUACUCCCAUUGAAGACAUAUCCGUAUCUAAAAGCAGUAAUUCCAGUCUAACAUCAAAUGAAACUGAUAAUAGAGAUGUUCCAGUGAAUUCCGAGAAUUCUGCAAUACCAGAUGUACAAAAGAAAAACUCAGACAACAAUUUAACAUAUUUUGGCUUUGAUGAGAAUGAAGACCAAGAAAAUGUAUCUCCAAAAAAGAAAAACAAUAAAGUUAAAUCAUUAAGGUCACGGACGAGAGGUAUCUUGCAAGAGCUGAAUGGUCAAAAGGGUCCAAUGAGGGCAAAUAUACCAGUAGCAGUGAAACCAAAGUCAAUUCCAAGCUCUGGUGCUUUGAAUAAUAUGUUUGAUGCUGCAAAGUCAGCAACAGAACCACCGGUAUUUCCAGAAGUAGCGGUUGAUUGUAAUACAGAAGUAACUGAAGCCACUAACUUAGCAGAGCCCGUUGUGCCAGAAAUUGUAACAAAUGAAGAUUCAGAAUCUGUACAUUUAUUUGAAGAUAUAGAAUGUAUACAUCAUCACAAGCCAACUCGUAAAAGCUAUGGUAAACCUAAAAACGUUGCAUUCCAAAAAACAUCUGCAUUAGAUAAAAGCAGUGAUUCUUCAAAUGAUGUUGAGCAGAACAAAUUAGAUAUGUCCGAUGAAGAUUUGGAUGAUUUGUCAUUCCAGUUGCCAUCUGUGAAGCCUAAAAAGACAAUAAAAAAGAAGAAAACAAAUAAACAGAAAUUGACUAAAAAAGAGGAAAAGGAAGUUGAAGCCUGGGCAGCCGGCUUCAAUUCGAUGUGUGAAGACAUUGAAGAGUUUGAUUUAGUACUUGAAUAA
Messenger RNA from Melitaea cinxia (Glanville fritillary), 2896 nucleotides. It is a transcript of the gene dmt, whose product is annotated as MATH and LRR domain-containing protein PFE0570w-like. The record is from RefSeq and is a predicted model, not a curated record. Bases 242 to 2896 code for a protein of 884 amino acids. The transcript is spliced from 3 exons. Lineage: Eukaryota; Metazoa; Arthropoda; Insecta; Lepidoptera; Nymphalidae.